CACGUACACCACCAUCAUCAUCGUCACAUCAUACAGUUGUUAUAACGACAACUGUACAACGAACACCAUUAUCAACAAAUAGAAAAUUACAAAUGAUUGAUGUUAAUGUAUGUCAACAAGAAAAUCAUCUUUCAAUAAAACGUCUUAAAAAACGACAAACAUUAAAUAAUUAUUCACCAUUAUUUAAUAAAUCUACACCAGUACCAAUACGUCUAGAAUGUAAUGUCAAUCCGUUUAUGACAUUAAAUUCAACAAAUGAAAGUAAACCACAGAAACGCAAACGUUCAUCAUUAAAACAAAUACUUUUUGAUGAAGAAAAUCUUGAAGAAAAUUAUCGAAGAAAAAAACGUUUAGCAUUAAAACAAUGUAAUGUACAUCGUUUUAAUGAAGAAUUUCAUACUCAAUCAUUACUUGGUUCAGGUGAAUUUGGUAAUGUUUAUUUAUGUGUUAAUCGUCUUGAUGGUUGUGCAUAUGCAAUUAAAAAAUCCAAACGUCCUAUAGCUGGUAGUUCAUUUGAAAUGCUUGCUUGGAAAGAAGUAUGUGCACAAGCUGUGCUUAAACAUCAAAAUAUUCUUCAAUAUUACUCAGCAUGGGCAGAAGAUGAUCAUAUGUAUAUUCAAAGUGAAUUUUGUAAUGGUGGAAAUUUAGCUGAACGUAUACGUGAUAACCAUUAUCGACAAUGUUAUAUGGAUGAAAAAGUUUUACGAAAAAUUUUAUUACAUAUAGCUAAUGGUUUAGCAUUUAUACAUUCGAAAAAUUUAGUUCAUUUAGAUAUUAAACCUGAUAAUAUAUUUAUAUCAAUAAAUGAUGAAUUAUUUGAAGAAAAAAAUAUUAUUUAUAAAAUAGGUGAUUUAGGACAUGUUACUGAUAUAUAUGAUCCAUUUGUUGAAGAAGGUGAUUCAAGAUAUUUAGCAAGAGAAGUUCUUCAACAAAAAUAUCAAUGUCUACCCAAAGCAGAUGUUUUCUCAUUGGCACUUACAAUAUUUGUUACAGGUACAAAUAGUAUACUUCCUAAAAAUGGUGAUGAAUGGGAUCGUAUACGUGAUGGAAAAUUACCACAAAUAAAACAUUGUUCUGAUGCAUUUAAUGAUUUACUUGUUACAAUGAUUAAACCUGAUGUUAGUGAACGUCCAUCAUCAUCUGAAUUAGCUGAACAUCCAAUCGUAUCACCAGUGAGUGAACGUAGUAAAAAUGAAUUAUUUGAUGAAUUACAAGAAGAACAAAGAAAAAAUUCUAUUUUAGCAAAAAAACUUCUCGAUUAUAUGUUCUUAGCUAAUGAACUUGAACGUGUUUGUUCACAAAUCCGUGCUGUUGAUAUGAAUAAAUCUCAUGGAGAAUCAUCACCAUUACAACGUUCAAGUAGUCUUAAUGAUUUUCGUCUAACAUCAGUAUUGUGA
Molecule: messenger RNA, 1397 nt
Organism: Rotaria sordida
Lineage: Eukaryota; Metazoa; Rotifera; Eurotatoria; Philodinida; Philodinidae
Source: the annotation of a GenBank genome assembly